Molecule: messenger RNA, 186 nt
Organism: Ostreococcus lucimarinus CCE9901
Lineage: Eukaryota; Viridiplantae; Chlorophyta; Mamiellophyceae; Mamiellales; Bathycoccaceae
Exons: 2
Coding region: 1-186 (61 amino acids)
Source: RefSeq, a predicted model, not a curated record
AUGCCGCACCUCACGACGCGACGCUCGACGCUCGAGACUCGUUCGAUGAUUUACGAAACCACCUCGGCGCUGUUUAGGUCGUUUUUGAAGUCGUCGCGCAACGACGAUAAGUUUAGCCACGAAGGUAAGCGAAAGAGCGGACCGGGAGAGAAAGCGUCGGCGAAUAAACCUGUUAUGGAUGAUUAA